Messenger RNA from Priapulus caudatus, 1119 nucleotides. RefSeq lists its product as uncharacterized. The coding region runs from base 353 to 901 and encodes 182 amino acids. Lineage: Eukaryota; Metazoa; Priapulida; Priapulimorpha; Priapulimorphida; Priapulidae. Gene Ontology annotation, cellular component: cytoplasm. Gene Ontology annotation, molecular function: aralkylamine N-acetyltransferase activity. The transcript has 6 exons. The record is from RefSeq and is a predicted model, not a curated record.
CCGUGUGAAUGCGGUAAUAACAUGCAGUCAUAAAUAAAAAGCAUAACCGAGUUGGCACUAGGUGGAGCUGCUAGGGUUCACAGAUGUUCUAUUUCCUCACAUACUGAAGAAUGUUGUCAAGAAUGUAGGUGUUAGGCUGUUAGCAAACGUUUAAAUUGUAAUUUGCAGAUAGAUAUCGAAUAUUGAUUGAAAAAGCAGAUGAUGAUUGCAUGUAACAAUAACUUAGCUCCAGAGCAGGUUUACGCGUUCGUCUAGCUACAAUUUAUGUUUCUGUUGGUGUAGUGUUAGUCAUUUUUAUGACCUACUAUUAUUGUGGACACUGAAAUUCCAUUUUUUGUAAGUGCAAAAUUAUAUGAUGAAGCUGCCUAUAGAUGGAGCCAGGGUACAAAAAGUAAGGGAAACUGAUAUCUCUGCCGUUGCUCGACUGGAAAGGGAAGGAUACCCAUUGGAUGAGGCAGCAAGUGAAGAAAAGUUAUUGCACAGACAUUCUCAGGCACCCGAACUAUUCCUGGGAUGCUAUCUACGUGACACGGUUAUAGGGUACAUUUGCAGUACACGAGCAAAUGAUGACACCUUGACAGAGGAAUCUAUGAGCACACAUGUGCCCUCAGGAGAAUCUGUGUGCAUUCAUUCCGUGUGCAUAGACAGCAGUUACCGACGGCAGGGAAUGGCACUCGCAUUACUGAAAGCGUAUGUGGAGCACAUCGGGCAGAAUUGCAGCGGAGUUAAACGCCUGCUGCUGCUUACACACACCGAGUUGCUGCACUUGUACACCAAGGCUGGUUUCAGACUGGUCGGCGAGUCGGCUGUCACGCAUGGGGCAAGACCAUGGUAUGAGUGCGUACUAAAGCUAGAGACUACAUGUGAGGGAGACAACAUGGAAUCUAUGAAUGCCAUGUAAUUUAUUUAUAGUGUAGGCUUCGGUUUGUAAGAGGACCACCUGGUCCAGGAUGUCAUCUAGUUUUUGUGCUAAAAAGGAAUGUGGAGCCAAUUGAGAACAGCAUUUUUAACGCGACUUUUUUACAAACAUAAUUCCAAGAUAACAAGGUAUCUCUUUUCAUUAAAAAUCAGAUGUUAAAUCAGAUGUUAAAUAAACAAUAUUUUACACAUAUUUACAAA